UUGCUGCUAGUGUUUAUUUUCAUCCCGUUUCUGUGAUGCAUCCUGGCGCAAGAGAAGACAGCAACGUGGAGACCGCACAGCGCUGUGGAUCGACGCAGGUCCGGACAAAAGGACAACAGACCUCUACUACUAGUCACCCACAGUCUAUCAUAGUGGUCCAUUCCACGCCAACAGGAGAGAAGAUUCAUUGUGAGAGCUACUUGAUAAAUACAAAAUCUGACAAAUCUGCACUUACUGACGCCAUGGAAGAAACUUCUCCUAGUUUUGCACCAACCAGAAAACGCUACAAAAGCACAACGGAUAUUCCUUAUCGAGGCAGUUUUUGCUUGCUACCUCCCUGCACCCCUGGAGUCACAGAUAAAGAGCAGAACAUCUGGCGCCGCAGUUCAUUGAGUGAGACCAACAAUGUCUCACAAUUUCGUCGUCAUGCCCUCAGUGUUCCCAACAUGGGCUCCUCCAGUCCCCUUCAUUUCACCCACAGCAGCCCUCUCCACACCAACCCACUCUCACCAGCACACAGCAACAUAUCUAGCCCUGGAAGGGAAAUGGAGAGGCUUGCAAAGGCUCGAAGUAAACUCCUAGAAAGUGAAAGCAACCAAACACCCAGACUUCCUCCAGAAACCAGAGAGCAACUUCGCUACGUGUCCAAGGAUGGAAAGUGCAGAGUCAAUCUAGGCCACAUUGAUGAAAGGGGACGUUUUCUUUCUGAUAUCUUUACCUCUUUUGUGGACCUCCAGUACCGCUGGUUUCUCUUUGUUUUUAUGAUGUGCUAUAUUACAACCUGGUUCCUAUUUGCUGGCCUUUACUAUGUUAAUGCAUCCAUUCGGGAUGACCUAGGUCAAGAACAACCUCUUGGUACAACUCGAAACCAGUAUGUAGACCAAAAUCACUGCUAUUUGGGAAUAGAUGGUUUCAUAUCGGCUCUUCUGUUCUCCGUGGAGACACAGCGUACCAUUGGUUAUGGCUCACGGACUGUUUCCCCUACCUGCCACGAGGGUGUGCUGCUGGUCAUGAUGCAAUGCAUCGUAGGCUCCAUGAUAGAUGCCCUCAUGGUGGGCUGCAUGUUUGUGAAAAUAUCUCGUCCCAAAAAGCGAGCCGAGACGCUUCUUUUCAGCCGCACGUGCGUUAUUGCAAACCGCGAUGACCAGCUAUGCCUGAUGUUUCGGCUUGGAGACCUGCGCGAGAGCCACAUGGUGGAUGCAAAGGUUCGAGCAAAGUUAAUUAAGUCCCGCCAGACAGCCGAGGGGGAAUUUUUACCACUGGAGCAGACAGAGAUUAACCUCGGAUAUGAAACUGGAUCAGACCGCCUCUUCCUGGUCGAACCUCAAGUCAUUCAACACAAUAUUGGUGCAAGCAGCCCGCUGUGGGACCUGGGCCCGGACCAACUCCGACGACAGCAGUUUGAGAUAAUUGUUAUAUUGGAGGGAAUAGUCGAGGCCACAGGAAUGAUGUGCCAAGCCAAAACAUCUUACAUAGAAACAGAGAUUGAGUGGGGCGCGCGCUUUGAACCCUGCAUGACGCUGGAGAAAGGCUCAUUUCGAGUGGAUCUGCGUAGGUUCCACACCACAUACAAGGUACCACUUCCAAACUGCAGUGCCAGCCAAGCACAGCAGCUGAUGGUUCUGGCAGGGUGCAAAGUCCAAAGCCACACCACCGGCGGGGAGUGGGAUGCUUGGGCAGAGGGAACAGCUGUAGAAGACAAAGACAAGUCUCCGUCUAACAUUGGGUUUACCAUAGGUGACAUUCAGGAGGAAAGAAUGUCAGAAGGUAAUGAAAGUGAAGCAAGUGCAGAGCAGAUGCUAUGAUAGAAUGUUUUACAGGACUGCUAACUUCCCCCUCCUAACUUUAAAUAUGCAUAGACCCAUUUAUUAAUAAAAACUCAAUAUCGGCAUGUAACAAAAGAAAAAUAAAAGGUAAAAGCAUGAAUAAAAUAUUAUAUUAACAAAU
Messenger RNA from Gambusia affinis (western mosquitofish), 1947 nucleotides. Its product is annotated as G protein-activated inward rectifier potassium channel 3-like. Gene Ontology annotation, molecular function: inward rectifier potassium channel activity. The record is from RefSeq and is a predicted model, not a curated record. The transcript is spliced from 3 exons. Gene Ontology annotation, biological process: potassium ion import across plasma membrane; regulation of monoatomic ion transmembrane transport. NCBI's taxonomy places the organism in Eukaryota, Metazoa, Chordata, Actinopteri, Cyprinodontiformes, Poeciliidae. Gene Ontology annotation, cellular component: plasma membrane. Bases 36 to 1805 code for a protein of 589 amino acids.